ACUCGUUUCUCUUGACCGUUUUGCCUCUCACUCUAUUUCUGUCCUCCUUCGGGCUCUCCCCUCCCCCCACUUCGACUGGUCUGCGCUGGUUGUGGUAAUAUGCUUUUAGUUUGGUGUACAUAGAAAGUGUGUAUAUAGUGAGGACAUAGAGUUGGCGAUGGCCGAAAGCCGUGCAGUGGAGGCUGCUGAAGAAGCCCAUCCUUACGCUUUCCACGUUUCUGGCCCUCGAAAUCUGUCCUCUCCUAAUUGGAGAGACCUCUUCUGUUCGAGUUGGAAAGAUCCAAACUACAGAAGAACGGUGAUAGCUUGUUUCGUACAGGCGGUUUACCUUCUCGAGCUCGAUAGGCAAGAAAAUAGAAAUGUAAAGAAUGCCCUUGCUCCAAAGUGGUGGAAGCCAUUUAAGUACAGAGAAACGGAGACGUUGGUAGACGACAUAGAUGGAUCCAUUUUUGGAGCAAUUUUCCAGUGGGAUCGGGCAGCUGCCUUAUCAGACAUCAUCUUGAUGAGACCAAGCGGCGCCCCGCAGGCUGUUUUAGCACUCAGGGGAACAAUACUAAAUAGGCCAACCAUUAGAAGAGACUUAGCGGAUGAUUUGCGUUUCCUUACUUGGGAAAGCUUGAAAGGCUCCGUCAGAUUCAGGAAGACGUUAGAAGCACUAAAAUCGGCAGCGGACAAGUUUGGUAGCUCUAACAUCUGCAUUGCAGGACAUUCUCUUGGAGCAGGAUUUGCUUUGCAGGUGGGUAAAGCACUGGCCAAAGAAGGCGUUUAUGUGGAGACUCACUUGUUUAAUCCACCGUCUGUUUCAAUUGCCACGGGAUUCAGAAGCAUUGCAGAGAUAGCAGAGAACCUGUGGAGGAGUAUCAAGGAUACGAUGAAUAUGGCCCGAGCAAUUCUGCCUGCCAAUUGUGCGGUUCAGCCCAUUGAUGAGGACGAAGAUGACAAGAACAAUGAUAAUGGAGCUAAAGCUUGCAAGCAAUUGAAUAAAUGGAUUCCACACCUAUACGUCAACAAAAGUGACUAUAUCUGCUGUUAUUAUUCCAGUCCAACGGGCGCAGUUCAAGGUCAAAAUGGCGAAGGCGUAGUCCUAGAGAAGCCAAAGGUUAAGGAACAAAAGCAAAUGGCAGCAAAGCUGUUUGUGAUGUCCAAGGGCCCACAGAAGUUCUUGGAAGCUCAUGGUUUGGAGCAAUGGUGGUCUCAUGAUUUGGAUCUACAGGAGGCACAUCAGAGCAAGCUCAUAAGCAGGCAGUUGAGGUCCUUGUACACUGUUCAACCACUGCCUCAAUGCAAAGCUCAAUAAGAUUCUGUUCUGUUCAAUGGAUAUAUUUGACAUUGCCGUGACUUCUAUCUCUCUACAAGGCUCUGUGAUUGAAUAUAACCAGUCUGUGGUCCUUA
Molecule: messenger RNA, 1392 nt
Organism: Nymphaea colorata (pocket water lily)
Lineage: Eukaryota; Viridiplantae; Streptophyta; Magnoliopsida; Nymphaeales; Nymphaeaceae
Product: GDSL esterase/lipase At4g10955-like
Exons: 2
Coding region: 158-1297 (379 amino acids)
Source: RefSeq, a predicted model, not a curated record